Anoplophora glabripennis (Asian longhorned beetle) is the source of this 1568-nucleotide messenger RNA. Its product is annotated as saccharopine dehydrogenase-like oxidoreductase. Gene Ontology annotation, biological process: glycolipid biosynthetic process. Gene Ontology annotation, cellular component: plasma membrane; lipid droplet; mitochondrion. The coding region runs from base 53 to 1387 and encodes 444 amino acids. NCBI's taxonomy places the organism in Eukaryota, Metazoa, Arthropoda, Insecta, Coleoptera, Cerambycidae. The transcript is spliced from 6 exons. The record is from RefSeq and is a predicted model, not a curated record.
AGAUACCACUUACAAUUAGUGCGCAGUGGGUCAAUCACCCGAAUUGCUCUACAUGUUAAAUAUGUCAGAUCGUCUAGAUUUAUUGUUACUGGGUGCUACGGGGUUUACAGGAAAACGGUGCGUUCCGUAUAUCAACAAAUUUUGCCAAUCAGAUGGCUACAAUUUGACAUGGGGGGUUGCUGGACGUUCGAGAUCAAAACUGGAGCAAGUAUUAAGGAACGUUGGGAAUGAAAUUGGUACUGAUUUGCAAAAGAUACCCAUAUUUGUUGUUGAUGUGAACGACCAAAAGUCUUUGGAUAAGAUAGCGCGAGAGGCUAAAGUUGUCAUCAACUGCUGUGGUCCUUUCCGUUUCCUGGGGGAACCAGUGGUUAAAGCUUGUAUAGCCGCUGGUACGGAUCACGUGGAUAUUUCAGCUGAACCACAGUUCAUGGAGAAACUGGAACUGGAACUGAAUGACGCAGCGAGAGAGAAGGGUGUUUAUGCUGUGACAGCAUGUGGAUUUGACUGCGUUCCGUCUGAUCUUGGCGUUGUUUUCCUCCAGAAACAGUUCAAAGGUACCUUGAAUUCCAUACAAACGUAUCUGCAAACUUGGACAGAAGAAGACGGCCACAACAAGUCGAUGAUCGGCUACAAUUCUAGUUCUAUAAUAAAUGUUGGCACUUGGGAAUCUCUUGUUCAUGCUGUAGCUAACUGGAAAGAGAUUGUACAAAAUCAUAAGAAGUUAUUUCCGGAGAGUAUGUCCAAAUAUCAACCGGAAGUCAAACAGAAAUAUGUUCCUCAUAGAAGCAAAGUUGUGGAAGGCUGGUGUGUCCCCCUACCCACAGCAGAUGCCUCGUCGAUAAAAAGAACCCAAAAGUAUUUGUUCGAAGUGGAACGUAAGAGGCCUACACAAAUCAACACCUACUACGUCGUGAAAUCAUUCACCGAAGUGUUCGUAAUUAUAUUAUUCGCUCUGAUGUUCUAUCCUCUUACUAGGUUCAAGUGGGGCCGCAGUCUUCUGCUGAGGUAUCCAGGAAUUUUCUCUCUUGGCAUGUUUAGAAAAGAACCUCCAACAGAAACAACUAUUCGGAAUACCUGCUAUCAAGUUUUGCUUUACGGCGAAGGUUGGGACGAUCGUGUAGGUCCUGGCGAUUAUCAGUAUCACAAGCCGUGCGAUAAGUGUAUCCUUGGACGCGUCAGUGGAAGGAAUGGUUACGAGGUGAUUUGCAUUGGAGUAAUCCUCUCGGCGAUAACGAUCAUCACCGAAAAGGAGAAGUUACCCAAAGGGGGCGGAGUGUUCUCAGCAGGGGCAUGUUUUGCGAAAACGACUUUAAUAGACCAACUUGUCAAACAACGCGUGGAAUUUGAAGUGAUUUAUCAAAAGAAAAUUGUAGAAUCACCGGAAUGAGUUGCAGAUGAAGCUUGUAUUAUUUCAAACUGGACUAUUUUUUGGGAAAAGAAAAAUCUAAAUGUUAUCAAAUUUUUAUACAUGAAAAUUGUUCCUUCAAAGAAUAGUGUCGUGGUGAAGUUAAUUUUAAUAUUAUACGUAUAUUUAUACAUGUUUUAAAUAUAUUUUUCGUAUUUUUUUA